AUGGGAGACGAUAGGUUGGAUCUCGAGCUCUCCGAUGAGGUUCUAUCGGUGAUUCCGAUGGAUCCUUUUGAGCAGUUGGAUCUCGCGAGGAAGAUUACUUCAAUGGCGAUAGCUUCAAGAGUCUCGAAUCUGGACUCUGAGGUUGUGGAAUUGAGACAGAAGCUUCAGAGUAAAGAAACUGUUGUCCGUGAGCUUGAAGAGAAGGCGUCUCGUCUCGAGAGAGAACGUCGUGAGGCGGAUUCGAGGUUGAAGAUGGUCCUCGAAGAGAAUAUGAUACUGAAGAAAGAGAAGGAUUCACUAGCAAUGACUGUAACAAAACUCACUCGUGAUUUGGCUAAGCUGGAAACAUUCAAACGGCAGUUAAUCAAAUCUUUGAGCGAUGAGAAUGCUCCUCAAACAGAGCCUGUUGAUAUAAAGGCAUGCGACCAGUCAAGUAUUGGAUCAACUGGUUCAUAUACAGGCAAAGAUGAAAGGACCAAUACAUACUCAACACACCGUUCUUACAGUGGAUCUACCGACAUUAACAAUCCAAUUGUUGAAGCUUCAAAAUACGCUGGAAACGAAUUCUCAAUGACACCAUACAUCUCUCCACGCCUUACUCCAUCCGCAACACCGAAGAUUAUCUCCACAAGCGUAUCCCCUCGAGGCUACUCUGCAGCGGUUACUCCCAAUAGAACAUCCGGUGCAGUUUCUCCCUCAAAGACAACAAUCUGGUACCCUUCGAGUCAGCAAUCAUCAGCUGCUAAUUCUCCACCUCGCAACCGUACACUCCCAGCUCGUACACCACGGAUGGACGGUAAAGAAUUCUUCAGACAAGCCAGGAGCCGGUUAUCAUAUGAGCAAUUCAGUGCCUUCUUAGCUAACAUUAAGGAACUCAAUGCUCAGAAGCAAACCCGAGAGGAAACUUUGAGGAAAGCAGAUGAGAUAUUUGGGGAAGAUAACAAAGAUCUCUACCUAUCUUUCCAAGGUCUUAUCAACAGAAACAUGCGUUAA
Eruca vesicaria subsp. sativa (arugula) is the source of this 993-nucleotide messenger RNA. NCBI's taxonomy places the organism in Eukaryota, Viridiplantae, Streptophyta, Magnoliopsida, Brassicales, Brassicaceae. The record is from the annotation of a GenBank genome assembly.